AUGAUUAAGAUUUCAUCCCUCCUCAACGCUCCGCCAUCUCCGGGUAUCUUGCCUCCAUUCUCAUCACUGAGUCCGCCUCUCACCCCAGCACCGACCAGCCAGGCAUCCUCCGUCACUUCCAGUCCUCCGCCCCAAGUUGCUCGUUCUGGUGGAGUCUUGCCAGGUCUUCGUCAAAAAAUGGCCAAGGACGCUCCUGUGUUCAACCGCAACCCAGCCCGAGGCGAAGUCCACUAUCCUCCAUUCGAGGUCAGUGACAAGUGUGCCAUGCUCACGAAGAGAGAGCGCCAAGAGCUGUCCGAGAACCACCGUCGCUUCAACAUCUACCCCAAUGGUAACGAGGAUGGUCUGAUCCGCGACUUUGUUCGUCACAUACCUUACAAUAGCGAGAAAAAGGCGUUCUCCGACAAGACCGGUCGCGAGGCUUUCGAGCUGUUUCAGUACACCUUCACCCUACCCAACGAGCCCAACAAGAAGUACACCGUCAUGUGGGACUAUCAAAUUGGUCUUGUGCGAAUCACGCCUUUCUUCAAAGCAUGCAACUACCCCAAGACACAGCCCAACAAGGUUCUCAGCCUCAAUCACGGCCUGCGUGAACUAUCCUUCAGCAUCACUGGUGGUGCAAUCGCAGCUCAGGGCUACUGGAUGCCCUACGGAUGUGCUCGUGCUGUCUGUGCUACCUUCUGCUGGAACCUUCGCUGGGCGCUUACCCCUAUCUUCGGUCCCAGCUUCAUCAGAGAUUGCCUGCCUCCGAACCACCCUGGGUUUGCAAGAUUCACCAUCGAUCCAGAUGUCGUUCGUGCGUGCGCUCGUGAAGCAGAGGGCUGGCGCGCUGAUGCCAGUGCUACUCACUACAGCCUUGUGCCGAGCCACCCUACCUCUGCUCCGGCGCUCUCCGUCCCUCGCUCAGUCCCUGUGCCCCUGGCAGAGCCUAAGCGUCUUCGUGCUCGACCUGUGCGCCCUCGUGUCGAUACCACCGCUCACCUCGAAAGCCCUUUCCACAGUGAUGAUGAAAGCGCCGCCAUCGUCACCGGGUCGUUCGCCACACGCCGUACCAUUCCUGACUCGCCUUCGGUGUCACCCAAGACUCUUGUCUCUCCCAAAGUCCACUGGACUAGCAUCAACGACUCUCAAGACAACAAGGAAGGUACACCCACCCCUUGUGUCAGCCACGAGGAGACCUCCAAGUUGCCAUCAGAUAUGCAAAACCUCCUUGUCACGCCCGUCUCCACCACUGGAUUCACUCUUCUAUCUCAAGCAUCUGUUGCUCGUAAGCGUCGUCGCUCAACCAGAUCCGAGGCCAUGUCUUCAUCGCCUAAUACUUCACCCACCGCAUCCCCUGCCACCAAUUCUGGUUCCGAUGGCGAAGACCCCGAGUACGUAGCCUCGGCCAGCGAGGAAGAGGAAGACGAGAGCGAGGGCGAAGGGUCGAGCAGCCAGACCAGAACAAGCAAGAAGAGAAAGAUCAACGUGCCUGGAAUCGGCAGCUUCCAAGCCCGAGAGGUCAAUGCCGCCAAGAUGCUUCUUGCCUUACACCAGGAUGACGCUUCUAUCGGUACUGACGGUGUCGCUGCUUCCUCCUGA
This is a messenger RNA of Aureobasidium namibiae CBS 147.97, 1581 nucleotides long. RefSeq lists its product as uncharacterized. The record is from RefSeq and is a predicted model, not a curated record. Gene Ontology annotation, cellular component: MBF transcription complex; SBF transcription complex. Bases 1 to 1581 code for a protein of 526 amino acids. The transcript has 2 exons. NCBI's taxonomy places the organism in Eukaryota, Fungi, Ascomycota, Dothideomycetes, Dothideales, Saccotheciaceae. Gene Ontology annotation, molecular function: DNA binding; transcription regulator activity.